Molecule: messenger RNA, 2395 nt
Organism: Erigeron canadensis
Lineage: Eukaryota; Viridiplantae; Streptophyta; Magnoliopsida; Asterales; Asteraceae
Exons: 10
Coding region: 163-1929 (588 amino acids)
Biological process (GO): regulation of salicylic acid biosynthetic process
Cellular component (GO): nucleus
Molecular function (GO): calmodulin binding; DNA-binding transcription factor activity; sequence-specific DNA binding
Source: RefSeq, a predicted model, not a curated record
AACGAACCUCUAAACUCUAUUCACUUAUCCAUUUGACAACACUUAUUUUCAAAUUUGGUGUGGGAAGGACGUCUCCAUCAACGCGUUGUGGUUGAAAUUGAUAACACCCCUGAAUCAUAUACAGUUGAUGAUGAGUCAAAACGGGAGGAAAUCAAGCGAGUCAUGAUCCGCCUUUACAAGGAAACUGUGUGGCCUGAGCAGGGCAAAGAUGAUAACAUUGAUGGAUCAGGAGGAAGCAAUAGUUUAAAUGAUGAUCUUGCUAGGGUCAAUGCUUACAAGGAGACUGAAAGGGAGCUAAUAUAUAAUGAAACCACAAGGAUCUGGGCAGACUUUAAGGCAAGGCAUCAACAUUUUCUUUCGCGGGUACAAAAGGAAUUUGGUGUGAAUUUGUUGCCAGGCAUAAUACAGGAAUAUGGUAACACGGGAAGUACUAUUGGAGAAGCUUUGCAAUUCGAGUUCAAAAACGGAAUCUUGGCACCAGUUUCUACUGGAAUGCAUAUCAAAGGGAAAGACGACAAUCCCCUUUUAUUAGUUUUGGUUGAUGGCAAGUCAGGGGAGAUUGUGAAAACUGGAGCUGCAGCUACAAUGGAAGUUGAAAUAGUUGCUCUCAAUGGGGAUUCUAAUGAUGACGAAGCUGAGAAUUCGACUUCUGGUGAAUUUAGCAGUAAGAUUGUCAGAGAAUGGAAAGGAAAGAAAGUGCUGCAAGGAAAAACUUUUGUGAAGAUGAAAGACGGUUCUGUUUUACUAGAUAAGAUUUCUUUUACACACAACAAAGACUGGAAGAAGAUUAAAAACUGCAGGCUGGGGGCAAGGCCUGUGAAUGCAGAUUUUUCAGCUAGUGUGAAACCAGGGAAGACAGAACUGUUUCAAGUUGUGGAUAAGCGCAACAACAUGUACCGUAAACGUGAGAUUCCAUUCUUGUUCGACCCUGUAUAUCGAUUACGGAAUAUAUCCCACCGUGCUGAUUGCUAUCAACUUUUGUGUGCUGCAAACAUUAAGACUGUGAUGGACCUCCUUACCCUCCAUGCAAUUAAUCCAAAUAAGCUCAAAGAUAUACUUAAAGUUCAUCCCAACACAUGGAAGACCAUCAUAGGCCAUGCACAGAAGUGUAAAGAUGACAAGGGGGUAUGCUUGUACCAUCAUCCAAGAGAUGGACAAAAGAGUCACGGUGUGGUGUUUAAUAUUUCCGGACAAUUAGUGGGAUUAGUCGCAGAUUCUAAUUUCGUUCCCAGCAAUAAGCUUCCCAUUGACAAAAGAGUUGAUGCUCAGCAGCUGGUAGUCUCUGCAUCUGAACACUGGCAGGAAGUAGUCUCUUUCAGUGACCUGCCUUGUUUGAUUAGCCAUCUUCUAUCACAAACCACAUUGAACUCGCUGCAAAAUAACCUCAAUGUGGUGAUUCCUCAAACAACCAGUACACGUGAAUACGAUCCCACAAGCCUUACUUCCCCAGAACUCACUACUCCGCACUUUUCCACAGAAAGGUGUGCAAACAACAAAAGCAACAGGGGAUGUGGUAAUGCUGGUGCAGUGGGACAUAGUCAAAGUCAAAGCCCGAAACGUUCUGCAUCUAACUAUGCUUUCUCAAACUCCCCAAAAAAACCAAGAGAUGAUUGUCAACAAAUAACUCCAUCUAGUCCAUGUAUGAUGACUAAUACAUAUGUUACUGGAAUAUUGCCCCAGUGCCAAAACACAAACAAUUUACUUAUUUCUGCAACCACAGAGGACGAUAAUUGGUUGCAGUAUAUUGAUUUUUCGCAGUGUGAUAUGCCUGCACGAAGAUGGAAGAGGGUAUGUCGUGUGGUAGGAUGGAUUUCAAUCUAUUCGAAAGUACGCAAGAGGAGAAUGAACUUCACUGAUCAAUUAUUUGAAACCUCAUAUGAUGAGACAGUGUUUGUUAUCUCAGCGUCAAUCCAACAUGCACAGACUUAAAAAAGACGAAUUCUGCAGGAGGAUGUAGAAAGGUCAAUGCUUUGAAUUGUUAUCUGCAGCUAGUUAGUAAUGGUGACGUGUAGAUAAGCAAGCCUUGUGGUGAGUUUACUCUUCUGUUAUCCAAAGUUCAUGGGUUGUAGCAUAAACAACCUGUUGCUAGAUAAAAUAAUUGGAUGUUGUAUAUAGGAAGCUACGUUUUGCUUUCCGGCUCUUGCAUGAGUAAGCAACGCGAUGGGUAGAUGUUUGGUUUCUCUUGUAAAUUAGGCAAAUAUGAGAUUAUGAGGUGCAGACAUUGUUCCAAAGGGAUGUGCACUUGUUUGAACAAGUAUUCAGAUUUAUAGUUUUAUGUGGUGUCUUUUAGUGUUUCAAAGUGCUUGAAAACAGUUGAUCUUGACUCUUUUCUGAGAUUAUUCUUUUGUUGUAUAGCAGACUAAAGGUUAUUUUACGUAGCUCUAUUUCUCAGAAA